This is a messenger RNA of Perca fluviatilis (European perch), 3090 nucleotides long. RefSeq names its product hyaluronidase PH-20-like. The record is from RefSeq and is a predicted model, not a curated record. Gene Ontology annotation, molecular function: hyalurononglucosaminidase activity. Gene Ontology annotation, biological process: hyaluronan catabolic process; carbohydrate metabolic process. NCBI's taxonomy places the organism in Eukaryota, Metazoa, Chordata, Actinopteri, Perciformes, Percidae. The transcript has 4 exons. Gene Ontology annotation, cellular component: acrosomal vesicle. The coding region runs from base 326 to 1699 and encodes 457 amino acids.
AGUACACACACAUUACACAGUAUGUACACAGUACAUACAAACACAAAAUACGCAAAAACAUAAAGCAACAGACACAGCAAAUCUUUCACAAUCUUUCCACAAUCCUAAACACAUCAGGCAAAACAUCUGCAGCCAGAUGUGGCUGCCUCCAAGUCAAUCAACAUCCUCUUAAAAGCGACCAAUGUAGCUCAGUAAAUUUCAUGGAUUUCUGUAAGUUGUUCCAGGCAGAGGGAGCAGCAAACUUAAAGGCCUUUUUCCCAGCUCAGUUCUAACCUUUGGAAGGAAAAGAUCCUGGGAACGAAGAUUAUGAGAUUACUCUUCUAAAAUGAGCCAACUUAAACUGCUCGAUGACAAACAGCAUUUCUUAUCCAUCUUCAUCAUCAUGUUGGCCCUGCUGUGCUCCGGCCGAGCCUUACCGAGGACGGACCCUCCCAUCCGUCCCGGCCACCCCUUCCAGUUCAUGUGGAACGCCCCGACCGAGCUCUGCCACAUCCGCUUCCACAUGCCAUUCGACCUUUCCCACUUCCAGUUCAUCAGCAGCACGCUGAAGACGGCGACCAACCAGAGCAUCUCCUUAUUCUACACCGACCGCUUCGGCAUCUUCCCCUACGUGGACGAACACACCGGCAAGAUAUACAACGAGGGCGUGCCGCAGCUGAUAGACAUGCAGCAGCACCAAGACCUGGCCGAGGAUAACAUCAAGUAUUACAUCCCUGCCGACCAACCGGGCCUCGCUGUGCUCGACUUUGAGGAGUGGAGGCCACAGUGGAUCCGAAACUGGGGCAGCAAAGACAUCUACAGACGGAUUUCCAUUGAAACGGUCAAGAAGAAGAACCCAUCGUUGACCAAUGCCGAGGCUGAGGACCAGGCAAGGAUUGCUUUCGAACACGGAGCCAAGAAGUACUUCGUCCAAUCUGUCCGCGUGGGGAAGAGGAUGAGGCCCAGCAGACUCUGGGGCUUCUACCUGUUCCCCGACUGCUACAACUACAACUUCAAAAAGGACAUGGCGGGCUUCACCGGAGAGUGUCCCGCAAUCGAGAAGAAAAGGAACGACGAACUGAUGUGGCUCUGGGGAGAGGCCACAGCGCUCUUUCCAUCUAUCUACCUGGAGCAGUUGCUUAGAGACACCCAGCAGGCCAGGCAGUUCGUCCGGCAUCGCAUCCGGGAGGCCAUGAGGGUGUCGAUGCUCCCCAACAGCUCCUACUCCAUCCCCGUCUUCCCCUACAUCCGGCCCUUGUACAAGGACACUACCGACAAAUACAUGUCAGAGUUUGACCUGGUGAACACCAUCGGAGAAGCUGCUGCUCUCGGCGCCGCCGGUGUUAUUUCCUGGGGAGACAUGAAGGUUACCGAGUCCGAGGACUCUUGCUUCUAUGCUCGACGCCACCUGGAGCAGGUCAUGAACCCGUACAUCCUGAACGUCACCACGGCAACACAGCUGUGCAGCAAGGCGCUGUGCCAGGGCCGAGGUCGCUGUCUGAGGAAGCACUGGGACGACGACGUCUUCCUCCACCUCAACCCGCGCCGCUACCGGAUCGAGCAGAAAUCGCGCGGAGGCCCGCUGGCUGUGAGCGGCGGCCUCUCGCAGGAUGACGUCAACUGGUUCGACCGCAACUUCGACUGCAUGUGCUACGGCGAGGAACCCUGUCGAUUGGUCCUGACGGUCAACGUCAUCGACGAGACCCACACGGAAUUGUAAUAUAUAUAUAUAUAUAUAAACAUAUGUGCUCCAUAUAAAGUAAAAACUUAUAUUUACAUUUAUUACAAGGCUUUGUUGAAUACUCGAUUCUGAUUGGUCAAUCACAACAUUCUACGGUCUGUUAUUUCCGUAUAGCAGACCGUUGCCAUGGGCGGAGUUCAGAUCAUAGACUUUGGAGGACCAUUUUCAAAUCAAUAAAAUCAUUUCUAUAUCAAUAUUUUGUGUCAAAUUAUAGAUUUCUUUAGUAAGUAGCCGUGUAAAAAGCAAGAACCCCCUCAGGGUCCGGCAUCACCCUGUCAGGGUUUAAUAACCGGCUCGUUCUGUAAUACCCUUACAUAUUGUCGCUGUCGGGCAGAAACCUCUUAUCUCCAUGUUUUGCCACUUCAGUUUUUGUUCAUAAAUCAAUGCUAUUGGUCACCCUGGGUCUGUCUGUGCGUUUUACAAAUAUUUUAUCAGUGACGAGGCGAUUUUAUCUGACUUUAUAUUUCCUUGCUAGUACUGAUAAUAUGUAGUAUGUAUUACAUUAUAUUUAGCUUACUAGAGUCUCAUCCCAACUGGGAUUUGAACCCUGGUCUCUGGUGGAAGGGUCAGUGGUCUUUCCUGCUGAGCAAUCAAUCAAUAUAUGUUGGUGAUAUUAAUUAUGUUAAAUAGGGAUGUAACGAUGCACUCAACUCACGAUUUGAUGUGAUGCACGAUUUUAAGUUCCUCAUGGUUCUUCUAACAGAAUGAGCAGAAGACUAAUGGCUGAAAAAUAUUCCUUUAAAUUUAUAUAAACACAAAAACAAAAGCAGUGUCCUGAAACUAAAAUUAUAGAUUAUAUUUGUGAAAUCAAAUCCCACAUCAAAAUAACUAAAUAAAGAGAAAAAAAUCUCUUCAUAUAGUUAAACUUAGAAGACGUAGCUAUGUCUGCAGACAAACAAGUGAAAUCUAAACUACAGUAGAUUACGCUGUAGGCCUUUACACGUUUGUAUUGAUUUUUGAGCGAUUCCUGAUGCAUCGUUACAUCCCUAAUGUUUAAAUAAUCUGCCGCUCCUCCAUCCAGCAACCUCUCCCCUGCCCAUCGGCAGGUGAAACAAUGCAUUUUCAUGUGUUCAUGAGUUGAUGUCAGACGCCUGAUGCUGUAAUCCUCAUUAAGGAAUUACUAUGUGUUGCUUAACCCUCUUUAAAUCAAGGCUGAAGACCUAUCUUAUUGAUCUUGCCUUUCGUUAAAUAACCUAUUUUAUCUGCUUUUAAAAGUUUAACUGUUUUAAUGUUUUACCUAACAGUACCUAAUAUUGCCUAACAGGGCUUAAUAGUACCUAGAACAGUGCCUAACAGUGCAUAGCAGUGCCUACCUAACAGUGCUUAAACUGCACUGUACAUUUUAUUCUUGUCUUUUAUGUUUCUCUCAG